Ipomoea triloba (trilobed morning glory) is the source of this 1053-nucleotide messenger RNA. RefSeq names its product biogenesis of lysosome-related organelles complex 1 subunit 1. Gene Ontology annotation, cellular component: BLOC-1 complex. The transcript has 5 exons. NCBI's taxonomy places the organism in Eukaryota, Viridiplantae, Streptophyta, Magnoliopsida, Solanales, Convolvulaceae. Gene Ontology annotation, biological process: endosomal transport. The record is from RefSeq and is a predicted model, not a curated record. The coding region runs from base 383 to 781 and encodes 132 amino acids.
AGAAAAAGAAGCCUAUAAUUUCUGCAAUAAAUAAUCUAACUCUCGUAUUACAGAUCAAUUGUGUAUGUGAAAUCAAAUUAUGCAUCCUGAAUCUCUACUGUAACAUAAACAUAUCUGAAAGCAACAAAUUUUUGAGAGUCUCAAGUCUCAACCCUCAUAGUCUCUCACCUAGACGACGCCCAGACACCAUCGGGCCAUCGCCGGAGUCUUCUCCGACGUCUCUGCCUCUCCGACUCUCCGUGGGUUCGUGAGCCAGUCUCCGGCUAUCCGGAAACCCUAGAUCGGAGAUCUUCUUCGAAUCCUUCAAUCCGUGACCUGGCCAUUAAGUAACAGCCUAACAGUGCUGGCCAAUCAGCAAUUAAGGAGUGCUGGCCACUCAGAAAUGGAUCGGGUAAGACCCGGGGAGCCCAAUAGUUUAGAAGCUUCACUGACGCAAAUGAUCAACGUUCACCAUUAUAGGUCACUCAAGCUCCGAGCAUUUACAGAGGAAUCGAAGAAAGGUGCGGUGCAUAGUGCGAACCGGGUUUCAAAUCUUCUGGUCGAUGCGGUGAACGGCAGUGUCCAAGAGGCUUAUGUGAUAGAGAAGAAGAUCGAAUUGGAAAUUCGAGCGUUGGCGGCCGCCAUUAUGCGGUUCGGAAAGCAAACCGAUCAGUGGCUCGCCUCUUCUCACGCUAUCAAUACUGCAAUUAAGGAAAUUGGAGAUUUUGAGAAUUGGAUGAAGACCAUGGAAUUUGAUUGUAGAAGUAUCAGUGCUGCGAUCCGUAACAUUCACCAAUCAUAGUAUAACUAAACCUCCCCUUGCCUCUAGCUUAUACAUCAAGUUCAAUCUGUCAUUAAUUCUUGACAUUUCUUGUAUACAUGUACAAUCUAUUAUAGAUGAUUUUUAUGCAAUUACUCUAACCUUAGAAUCUUGCUCUGAUCGACAAGUUGCCACAGCUCUGAAAUGGCUGUUUUAUACUUUUUUUUCAAUGGAUUGUAACUCUCUUAAGAGAUUCAUUUUAAUGUAACUUGAGAUUCACAUCCUGAGUAUUUAUUUAUUUAUUUGGGUUUAAA